AUGGCAGUGGAAUUUCGCCCUGAUAAUUCAACUAUUAUAACAAGCAAUAGCACUGCAAAGGGGCCGUGGUCAAGUGAGAUGGAGGUGGAUGGCGACUGCGAGGAAACAGUGAUCGGAAUCCAAGAAGAUCAUCGGCGAUGCGCCGACAAAGCAGUGCAAGAUGUGAAAUCAUCACAUCCUCGGCGCCGCCGAUUGCUUUUGUCGACCGAUAGUGCUUUCGCCGACAUUAUUCUUCCUUCCCUCGUUCAGAACCCCUACAUCGAACUGCGACUAAUCACCGACGAACCCUCCGCUUUGCUCACGGGCACGAACAAAAUCCCGCAUUACAUGGAUACAGUCGACAGCCAAACCUUCGAUAAGAAAACCGGCGCGCGAAAAUGGCUCAAGGCGAAGACAGUGGAGCUGUGUGAAUGGGCGGACAUGCUGUUGGUAGCGCCUAUCGAUGCGGGGGCUUUGGGGGCGAUGUUAGCUGGCUUGACGAAUACAUUGACGUUGGCACUCCUUCGCGGCUGGGUCUCGAAAAAACCUGUAGUCCUCAUUCCAGGAAUGACUGUGUCGGAAUGGGAUCAUCCCCUCAGUACCCGGCAACUUGAUGAGAUCAGCCGUUAUUGGCCGUGGAUUCGCAUUGUCAAGCCCGUGCUCUGGAAGUCAAAUGGGCCCGAAGAACUGACCAUACUACCGUGGGACGGCCUCAAGGAAUUACAUACAACAUUGGAGAAGACAUUAAUAGUGCCGCCAUGGGAAACGACCUUGUCGACCAGGGCGAACCCCCAUGGCACCGCGGUCCCGUCUAAGACUGCAUCGAAAUCCAUUUACCCAUCAUCGACAUCUGGAAAUGCCAGUGGGUCCACACCGCAAACGAAACAAGGGAAUGCAGAUUAUUUACCACUUGAAAUAUGGCUGAACGUCUUCGAGGAUCAACUGGGAGACUGGGAAACAGCGAAAGCCGUCGAAAACCACCUGGAUCUCCUCUGGACAACCUCUCGACUCACAAACAUUCCAUACCGGGCAUCUGCAAUCUACGGCAACCCGAACGUUCUGACAUGGUGGCGCGAUGCGCCAGCUCUGCCGAACAAAGAAUACAUGGCGGACGCCAUGGACGGCGCCUCUCGAGCCGGGCUCAUCGAUGUACUAGAUUGGUGGCUCCACUCGGGCCUCCCACUACGAUACAGCGAGCGAGCCCUCGAAGCCGCUAGCGCCGAAGGCCGAGUCGCCGUGCUAGAGUGGUGGAAAACCGCCUCCGAGAAUGCCCCACUACACAAACCUCUACCCCUCAAAGUCGGCAAGUCUGUUCUGCUAGCCGCCCAAUCGGGCCGCACCGCAUCCCUCGCUUGGUGGGAUGCAUCGGGGAUCCCUUACAGUCAUGCCGAGAACGUGGCUCGGAUCGCUAGCACACAUGGUCAUGUGCACGUCCUUGAAUUCUGGUAUAAACUUAAAGGACCGAAGAUGAUCUUCGAUAACCAGGUCCUAGUGGGCCCCACGAAAAAUGGCCACGACCAUGUCCUACAGUGGUGGAAAUCCUGCGGUAUGCGCGUCGAGUUCAAAACCUGUGACAUCGAAGAAGCGCUUGAGGAUGCGGAUCCCUCAUCAGGCGCCGAAGGCCGCGUUCGGCGGUGGUGGCAGCGGAAUGGGCUUAACCUUGGUGUCGGCACCAGUGAAUGGAUGAGAUCGAAGGUUCUUUGA
Molecule: messenger RNA, 1683 nt
Organism: Penicillium paradoxum
Lineage: Eukaryota; Fungi; Ascomycota; Eurotiomycetes; Eurotiales; Aspergillaceae
Exons: 2
Coding region: 1-1683 (560 amino acids)
Biological process (GO): coenzyme A biosynthetic process
Cellular component (GO): phosphopantothenoylcysteine decarboxylase complex
Molecular function (GO): FMN binding; phosphopantothenoylcysteine decarboxylase activity
Source: RefSeq, a predicted model, not a curated record